GCUCCGAUAGCUAAUAAGUAUUGAAAUAAAUACAGGAACAUCCUUGCCAGUGCUAGUGCCGACAAACAAGUCAAAAUUUGGGAUGUGGAUGCUGGAAAAUGUGACAUUACCAUGGAGCAUCAUACAGACAAGGUUCAAGCAGUUGCAUGGAAUCAUCAUGAGCCACAAGUUCUUCUCAGUGGAUCCUUUGAUCAUUCAAUAGUCAUGAAGGAUGGAAGGUUGCCUUCAGAUCCUGGUUUCAAGUGGUCGGUCACAGCUGACGUUGAAAGCUUGGCCUGGGAUCCGCAUGAUAAGCAUUUAUUUGUGGUGAGUCUUGAAGAUGGUACAGUUCAAGGUUUUGACAUCCGUGCUGCCAAGUCUGGAUCAGCUUCUGACCUUAAGCCAAGUUUUACCCUCCAUGCACACGACAAAGCUGUUUGCACAAUCUCUUAUAAUCCUUUAGCACCAAAUGUACUAUCUUCAUUUUCAUAUUUUAAUCCUCAGUUCUAGUUAGAUGUUUAGAUCAUCAAC
Molecule: messenger RNA, 510 nt
Organism: Populus euphratica (Euphrates poplar)
Lineage: Eukaryota; Viridiplantae; Streptophyta; Magnoliopsida; Malpighiales; Salicaceae
Exons: 4
Coding region: 112-489 (125 amino acids)
Biological process (GO): rRNA processing
Cellular component (GO): nucleus
Molecular function (GO): protein binding
Source: RefSeq, a predicted model, not a curated record